AUGAUGGCGAUGCGCGAGGUGUGCCGAAAGUGCUCACUUCAAAUUCAACCAUCUGAUGUGAAGUCACCGUUGGCUGAGAACCCCUCUGUGCCGGGCGAGCGUGCGGAGGAGGGGGGCGUGUUCUCGGAAGCGCCCGAGUUGCUGGCGCUGCUCUGCGACGCUGGCCUGGCCGCACUGGCGGAACACAUCCUGUUGGAGUUCAAGGCCACCAUACGAGACUACAAGAGGCUCAAGUGGCACGCGAUGCCGAUGGUGGAGGAGAUGGCGCUGACCGUGUCGGGCGCGCUGUGCGGCCCGCUGUCCGCUCUGUGCGCGCGCAUCUCCGCGGCGACGGCGCGCCUGGCGCCCGCGCUGGCGGCCAGAGUGCGCGCACACGUGGCCACCGACCUCGACCACUACAUGCUCCAGGAGAUGGUGCUGGAGACUUGGUUCAACACGGGCGGCACUCUUCAGUUCACGCACGACGUCAAGCGGAACCUCGUUCCGGCCUUCACGCCGCCCAAUAAGAGCGCAUCGAAAAAGAACCUCUUUCCAAAACUCGCGGAGGCGUGCAACCUGCUGAACAUGGACUACGAGGACGCGCGACGUUUGCACCAGCUGCUCUCUAAGGAGGCCUCCCUGGGGCCCGACAGCCUCGCCACGAUGGGCGUCAGCCACAUCCAGCCGAGCGAGGUUCUCAGGAUCCUGAGCCAGAGGACGGACCUCGGCGACUCCUCGACCCCCUCCUCCGUGAUGGAGCUGUUC
Molecule: messenger RNA, 744 nt
Organism: Iphiclides podalirius (scarce swallowtail)
Lineage: Eukaryota; Metazoa; Arthropoda; Insecta; Lepidoptera; Papilionidae
Source: the annotation of a GenBank genome assembly